Molecule: messenger RNA, 1167 nt
Organism: Procambarus clarkii (red swamp crayfish)
Lineage: Eukaryota; Metazoa; Arthropoda; Malacostraca; Decapoda; Cambaridae
Source: RefSeq, a predicted model, not a curated record
AUGUCAGACACACGCGGUGUCUUGAGCCAGCGAACAACACAAGUAUCCCGAGAGGGUAUAUUGCAGCAGCCGCCUGUGUCUGCUGCAGCAGCCGCCUGUGUCUGCUGCAGCAGCCGCCUGUGUCUGCUGCAGCAGCCGCCUGUGUCUGCUGCAGCAGCCGUCUGUGUCUGCUGCAGCAGCCGUCUGUGUCUGCUGCAGCAGCCGCCUGUGUCUGCUGCAGCAGCCGCCUGUGUCUGCUGCAGCAGCCGUCUGUGUCUGCUGCAGCAGCCGUCUGUGUCUGCUGCAGCAGCCGCCUGUGUCUGCUGCAGCAGCCGCCUGUGUCUGCUGCAGCAGCCGCCUGUGUCUGCUGCAGCAGCCGCCUGUGUCUGCUUCAGCAGUCGCCUAGCUGUGUCUGCUUCAGCAGCCGCCUGUGUCUGCUGCAGCAGCCGCCUGUGUCUGCUGCAGCAGCCGCCUGUGUCUGCUGCAGCAGACACCUGUGUCUGCUUCAGCAGCCGCCUGUGUCUGCUGCAGCAGCCGCCUGUGUCUGCUGCAGCAGUCGCCUGUGUCUGCUUCAGCAGUCGCCUGUGUCUGCUUCAGCAGCCGCCUGUGUCUGCUGCAGCAGCCGCCUGUGUCUGCUGCAGCAGCCGCCUGUGUCUGCUGCAGCCGCCUGUGUCUGCUGCAGCAGCCGCCUGUGUCUGCUUCAGCAGCCGCCUGUGUCUGCUGCAGCAGCCGCCUGUGUCUGCUGCAGCAGCCGCCUGUGUCUGCUGCAGCAGCCGCCUGUGUCUGCUGCAGCCGCCUGUGUCUGCUGCAGCAGCUGCCUGUGUCUGCUGCAGCAGCCGCCUGUGUCUGCUUCAGAAGCCGCGUGUGUCUGCUGCAGCAGCCGCCUAUGUCUGCUUCAGCAGCCGCCUGUGUCUGCUGCAGCAGCCGCCUGUGUCUGCUGCAGCAGCCGCCUGUGUCUGCUGCAGCAGCCGCCCAGUGUCUUCUUCAGCAGCCGCCUGUGUCUGCUUCAGCAGCCGCCUGUGUCUGCUGCAGCAGCCGCCUGUGUCUGCUGCAGCAGCCGCCUGUGUCUGCUGCAGCAGCCGCCUGUGUCUGCUUCAGCAGCCGCCUGUGUCUGCUUCAGCAGCCGCCUGUGUCUGCUGCAGCAGCCGCCUGUGUCUGCUGCAGCAGCCGCCUGUGUCUGCUGCCUAA